AAAAUGGAUAAAAGAUGGAGUCUUCAAGGUAUGACUGCUCUUGUAACGGGUGGGGCCAGCGGAGUCGGGUAUUCCAUAGUAGAAGAGUUAGCUAGUUUUGGAGCUAGAAUCCAUGUAUGCGACAUCUCUGAAACUUUUCUCAAUCAAAGUUUAAGCGAAUGGGAAAAGAAAGGGUUUCAAGUGAGUGGCUCAAUCUGUGAUGUAACCUCUCGUCCUCGUAGAGAAACUUUGAUACAAAAAGUCUCCGUGCUAUUCGAUGGCAAACUCAACAUUCUUGUGAACAAUGUGGGCGUACUUCGUGGGAAGCCAACAACAGAAUAUGUUGCAGAGGAUUUCACUUUCCACAUCUCAACAAACUUAGAAGCUGCUUUCCAUUUUUCCCAGCUUUCACAUCCUCUCUUAAAGGCAUCAGGCUAUGGAAGCAUCAUCUUUAUUUCCUCUGCUGCAGGAAUUGUAUCAGUCGACUGUGGAUCAAUUUAUGGCAUAACAAAAGGAGCUUUGAAUCAGCUAACUAGAAAUUUGGCUUGUGAAUGGGCAAAAGAUGGUAUAAGAUCAAACGCUGUUGCGCCUAAUGUUAUAAGGACUCCUCUGUCUCAAUCUUAUCUUGACAGCGUUGGUUUCAAGGAAGGAUUGUUCAAUAGAACUCCACUGGGUCGCGCUGCAGAGCCCAAUGACGUUGCAUCGUUAGUGGUAUUCUUGUGUCUGCCUGCAGCUUCUUAUAUCACUGGUCAAACCAUUUGUGUUGAUGGAGGUUUCACUGUUAAUGGCUUCUCCUAUCAACCACAUGCUUGAA
This is a messenger RNA of Eruca vesicaria subsp. sativa (arugula), 793 nucleotides long. The record is from the annotation of a GenBank genome assembly. Lineage: Eukaryota; Viridiplantae; Streptophyta; Magnoliopsida; Brassicales; Brassicaceae.